UCUCGAUCCUUUAGUCCUUUUUAAUUACUAAGCUCUCUACUGCAGUGCACAACGUUUCCUUGUUGUUUUGGCUUUUUUUUUAUUUAUUUUUUUUGCAAAUAAAAUGUAGAACUGCAAGCUUAAAACUGCAUGCAGACAGGAUUAGCACUGCUUUUUGUUUCUGCAUGGUUUGAAUUCAUUUGCCUGUGCCGCUAAUGGUGUGCUAGAUGGGAGUUUGUAAAGGCUGCGCUUGUGUCAUAUUUUCCUCUGCUGCAGUUUCACUAACUGCUGCUACAUUGUGCUGUGAGACACAGCCGGUUGCUUCCAGGAGCUCAAACCUAAACAUACGACGUGCUUUGCAGUCAGAUAUUGGCUGCUAUGCCUUCAUUCGAUGCAUGACAGGACUCUCAAAUUUGAAGCCCUUUUCAUUUUUUUUUCUUGAUGCAUACUGAACAUGCUGUUAAUAAGUCAAUAUAUCACCAUGGUAAAUAAAGUUAAUACCUUCUCUUUAGCUGCUCUGAGUUUGAGAUGUAAGCUGCAAGCCCAACCAGGCUAUUUUUAACUUUAAUGCGGUGCUGGCGCUGAAUCGGUUGUGCAUGGCUUUGGUAUUUGUAUUUUCAGCAUCAAUAUCCACGGCUUAAUUUUCAGCAAGUGUGACAAGCACCCUGCACUGUGGUCAGCAGUAGUCCUUCAGCCCUUGGAGGGUGGAAAAGAGAAAUGCAGACCAACAAAACGAGAAAGACUGUACGGUGAAAACUGCAACAUAGAUUGGAGAUGGAUAACGUUCAUUUUGCAUUUUGUUUACCAAUAUGAUGAAUUUUUUGGGGAUGCAGCAAAAAAUGUUUUUCACUUUUUUUGGCAACCACUUCUGAAAUUACAAAUCACACAGACUGAAAUUUACACAGGACUUUUAAACCUUUUGGUCAUCUAUUGCGUUAAAAGUCCAACGACUUCAUUUUCACCGAUGUUACAAGAUGACAAUCAUGUUUCAAGACACUGACAGUAUCACGGAUAACUCUCACUUCCAGUCGGUUCUUGGCCAUUUAAAUGAUCAGCGCACACAAGGAGUGCUAUGUGAUGUAACAGUUGUAGUCGAAGAUACCAAAUUCAAGGCACAUAAAAAUGUAUUAGCUGCUUCUAGCAUGUAUUUCAAAGAUGUGUUUUUCACUCAAGAGCGCAGGAUUUCAGGUCAGCUUUUAGAGCUGUCAGAUUUUAAGUCAGAUGUAUUUGCUGAAAUCCUAAAUUUUAUAUACUGCGCCAAAGUGAUGGCCACAGAGGUAGAGGAAAUUAAAGCUCUUACUGCAGCUGGAAAGAAAUUAGGAAUUCCAUUUUUGGAAAACCUUGGGCAUUUGCUUGAUCAAGAAAAGCAAUGCACAGAUGACUCUCAGGGCAACACACUGCCUGAUUCAGUCCAAGGUGGAAAUUCCAGUAUUUCCCUCUUUUCAACUAACUCACAUACAAUGAAGAAGGAAACAGUUAAUAGUAACCAAGAACAACGAACAGAUGAUUUAGCUUGUCUCAGUGGCCCAAGAAUCACCAACGCAUUUUCAAUUUUUGAAACAGGAACCAAUGAUGACCUGUUUUCACCAUUGGACUUGAGAGCAAAUGCCAAAAGACCAUCAGAAAAUGAUCAUAUCCCAGUGUUGUGCCCCUCUCAAAAUAAAACAGUGACAGAGAUUGAGCAAACACAUGCUUUAUCUGAACAUUCAUAUGCUGCGUCAACCAUAUUAAAUCAGGUGAGAAGGGUGUCCGAGUCUCAAGGCACAACUGCCAUUGAUUUAAGACAACAAAAUACCUUUGCAUCCAAAGUGGUUUCCAAGCAAUUCCUGAAUCACAGCCGUAGUCCUCUGAAGAAACGUUAUAAAAUGUGUACCAACCUUCUAAAUGAUGAUGUGGGGUUACAGCACAGUCACACAGAGUUUAACGUAAUCCCUACUACAGCACCAGUUUCAACAUCAACCAGCUUUAACAACAAGGCAAACGAAAACAGUACUAUGGAAACCAUCUCAUCAAUUGCAGAUAAUAACUAUGAAGUUAAAAUGCCUUCUUCCGUUCUAACAGAACCUGUAGAACUGCAUCCUAAUCCUUAUGGCUGUGAAUAUUGCUCAGCAAGGUUUAGCAAUGAAGCACUUCUAAAUAUCCAUGUGCAAAGCCAUAAAAAACGUUUCGUCAGUCAUUUGGCUUGCAAGUAUUGCCACAAAAAGUUCACUCACCUGAAAAGACUGCGUAAUCAUGAACAAACACGCUGUAAAGCAAAGGUUUCAGCUAAGGCAGAAGAUGCAACAGACUUGCCCGAAGAACAUAUUGAUAUUGAGAAAAUAUCCAGUCCUAAAGAAACACUGCCAGAAGAUCUGCAAGAAAACAGUGCAGAAAAUGAGAAAGGAAUUACAGAUGAUCUGAAAGAUCUGGAUGACAAGGAGAAAACUAUUAACAUGCCGAGACUUUAUGUGUGUAGUGUAUGUAAACGGUCUUAUGUGACUCUGUCUAGCCUUAAGAGGCAUGAAAAUGUCCAUUCCUGGCAAAGAGCCUACCCAUGUCAUUACUGCAAUAAGGUGUUUGCUUUGGCUGAAUACCGCACCAAGCAUGAAAUAUGGCACACAGGAGAGAGACGGUAUCAGUGUAUCUUUUGCUUGGAAACAUUUAUGACUUACUAUAUUCUAAAAAACCAUCAGAAAUCUUUCCAUGGAAUUGACCCCAGGGUGGCUGUGAAGAAAAAAUCAGCCAAUGGUGGAUUCAAAAGUGGUCUUUAUCCUUUUAAACUUUAUCGGCUUUUGCCUAUGAAAUUUAGAAAAAGACAAUACAAAACAUACAGCGAGACAUUCUCAGAAAACUCAGACUGUACAGAUCAGUCUUUCACAGUGUCUAUGGCAACAGAUAUUCAGCAUCCACUUGGUUCAACAUCAUCAGGAGUGAACUUUGAGGAUAAUAAACUGGCCACACCAAAUGGAACAGAUGCAGUUUCAUUAAGGCAGUUAUUUACAAUGCCGGUUACUUUCAUGGCAACUCCAAAAGUAGUAGCUUCAGUAACACCAUGUGCUAAUUUUUUGCAGCCAAGUACUAUAAGUCAGCCACCAUCCACUGAAACUGAAGUAAACCUUAGAAAAACUUUGAAGAAAACCUCUAACAGUGAAUCAAUUUCAACCAAGUCUUCCCUUGAUUAUAAAAAUCAAGAGUCAUCUUUGACAAGUCUGGGGCAAACUCCAUCUUCAGCUGUUGCGGCCACAAACAGAAUAUGUUCAGUAAUUGUUAGUAAUAACAAUGGUCAUGUUCUUACAGAUAAAAUGAAUGCAGAGAAAGAAAAACAAUCUAGUAUGUUAUUAGAUAUGAAUAAUCUGAAGUGUUUAGAUGAUGGCAGUGAAAACCACUUGAAUGGUCAGUUAAGACAAGUGCAUUCAGCAGGCGUGCAGAUCUCAGAGGAAGCACCUAAGGAACCUUUACAAGAGCCAGAGGGUGAUCCUUCAAAUGUGAAUGACAACAUGCAUAAUGAAGUCAGCAAAACUGAAACAUACAUUGCAAAACCAGCAUGCCCAGGUCCUGCUUUUGAUAGCCAGGUUCCUCCUCUAUGCCAAAUUACUGUAAAAAUAGGCGAUGAAGCUAUCGUUAGAAGGCGAAUAAAAGGAUCAAACUUGUUUCAAACUAAACAAGAGAAAUUUUGCUGGAACAGCUUUUCACAAGAAGACCAGAAAUGUACAGAAAAAAUGGAGCAGGAUAACAGAAGGAGUCAUAUUAGUCUGCGCUCAAGAACAGAUAGUGGGCCACUGAUUGAGCCAGAAUUGUAUGAUGACAUGACUGACCAAGACACAGCCGACAAACUGUGGCGUCCUUAUUAUUCUUAUAAGCCAAAAAAAAAGACCAAAGGAGGAAAGAAACUGAAGUCCAAACGCAGAAGAAAAAGCAAUUGUGGGGCUUCUGGAAAACACAUGAGGGUAAAUAUUAAGAAAAAAGAUUGUGCACAUGUUGAUUAUGUGGAUAGAAACCUAAGGGCUCACCACCAAGUCUUUGUAAAUACAGAUGCUGAAACAAAACAUUUAAAGAGGAAAUUGUACAAGCAGCCAUAUACCUGUGACCACUGUCAGGCUCUCUUUUCUAACAGAUCUGCUUUAAAAAUGCACAUAGCUGAAAGCCACACUGACAAUCAGAGUUACACAUGUAAAACCUGUGGGAGGCAAUUAUCAUCUGAAGAAAUGCAUGACAGUGCUCUGUAUCCUGGAGAGCAUAAAGACUAUGCUUGUAAGAACUGUGUUGAAGAUGGCUCCUGUUUCAAAGACGGCUUUAAAAAUUAUAACACAGAGAAACGGUAUCGCUGCUCUUUCUGUCCUCAGCGUUUCUUAUAUCUGGCUACUAAGAAAAGUCAUGAGAAAAAGCACCUUGAAAAACAUGGUAAAUGCUACCCUUGCUGCUACUGCUCCAAGGUUUGUAAGUCCUCAGCUGCCUUAGGAAUGCAUCAGAAAAAACAUUUUAUUAAAACAGAAGAAGAAGAACAACAACACUCAGCCGCAGCCGAGGUCCAUUGUCAAAUCAAACCAAGCAAAUCACCAAAUGAUAAGGAACACAAAAUGGACUUAGAGCCCAAGCUGGAAAAUGACACAGAAGUAAUCAGAAAUGGUUGCUUUCAAGAAUGUAAUAAAUCAGAUGACAAAAAACUUAAAUUACCAUGUGAGAAUGAAGUGUUACCUUAUCACGGAACUCACGUGCAAUUACUCCCAAACAGUGGAUGGGUGAAAUUACCAAAUGCUUUAACAGAACAGCAUCCCAACAGACACUCAGAUAUAUUAUGUGAGCAGACCCAAUGCAACAUAGAAAUGGUCACACAAACACAAGAGGAUGCUUAUAUGCCAUCCAUUAUGUGUAAAGAAUAUCAGACUUAUAAUAACUCACAGGGUGCUUGCCAUGUAGAUAGAUGGGGUGAGCAAAAAAGAUGGAAUGUAUGUAGAGAUUUUCCAAAGGCAGAGUACAAAUUCCCUUGUAAAGAAGAAACGACUUUUCAUACAGAUUAUUACAGCAAAUGAGCAUAUAAGAAAGUGAAAAACGGAAUCUUAUUCAGACUGAAAUUACACUUGGAAAGAAGUGUACAGUAACAUUUUAAAUUGCAGGGAUGCAUGAUGUAUAAGGUCAGGCUCAAGAGUGCUUAUCUGUAUUUUACAAUAUAGCAAUAGCAAGCAAAAGGACAAAAACCAGAGCUCUUGAAAUGUCAUGUAAAUGUUUAGUAAAGGUAUUUUCUUCACGGUUCAAAUCAACAUUUACUAUUUUUUUCAUAUUAAAAAAGUUGUUUUUUUUAUUUUUCUAAAUUUUGAUUUUGCUUUAUUGGAGAACUUGUAAUUGUAUCCUGCUUUUUAGAUGUUUUCUAUUACAAUCCGUGUGUGAAUAACACAUACCUUACAAAGGGCAUUGUUCACUACUUAUGGGUAACAGUGGUUAGUUACAAAGUAAUGCAUUAAACUGUACUUGUGUCAGUGAUGUACUAUAAUGUUAGUAAAAUAAUAUCAAGUA
This is a messenger RNA of Erpetoichthys calabaricus (reedfish), 5469 nucleotides long. RefSeq names its product zinc finger and BTB domain containing 38 (gene zbtb38). The coding region runs from base 954 to 4988 and encodes 1344 amino acids. The record is from RefSeq and is a predicted model, not a curated record. Gene Ontology annotation, molecular function: protein binding. The transcript is spliced from 2 exons. NCBI's taxonomy places the organism in Eukaryota, Metazoa, Chordata, Cladistia, Polypteriformes, Polypteridae.